GAAUCUCAACUUCCGGUGAAGAGGAAUCGGGAAAGGACAUGGCUGCCAUGCGAUGUUUGUGGCAAGAAGUUCGACAGACCGUCAUUGCUGAAACGCCACAUGAGAACUCAUACAGGUGAGAAGCCUCACGCCUGUGACGUGUGCGGCAAGGCAUUCUCCACGUCCUCGUCUCUCAACACGCACCGACGCAUCCACUCCGGUGAAAAGCCCCACCAGUGCAAGGUGUGUGGGAAGUGCUUCACCGCUUCCUCCAACCUGUACUACCACCGCAUGACCCACAACAAGGAGAAGCCCCACAAAUGCACCAUGUGCUCCAAGUCGUUCCCCACCCCAGGUGAUCUCCGCUCACACAUGUACGUCCACAACGGCUCCUGGCCAUUCAAGUGCGGGGUCUGCAACCGCGGCUUCAGCAAACAGACCAACCUCAAGAACCACCUUCUCCUGCAUACAGGUGACAAGCCCCACGAGUGCACUCUUUGCGGAAAGAGAUUUGCUCUGCAGUGUAACUUGAAGACACACAUGAAAACACAUGAAGGUGAUGACAAAGAGCUCUGCACCCGAUGUGACCAGAUGUACCUGACCUCUAGCGGCAACGUCCAGAACGGUCUGUGCCUGCCCUGUCGCGACGACUCUGCUUCAUCCCCACCGGAGAAAGUCAGGAAAACAUCCCCAAAGUCGGACUUCAGCAUCUCCAAACUGACCAGCGACGACAACAAACCUAAGUCAAGGAAAGUCAGCCCCGUCCAGAAACCUCAGCAAGGACUCUCUCAUUCCAUAUCCAACAUGCAACUCAAUUCCUCAUUCCGCACUUCGUUACCCAAUCCUCAGUUCGUAUCCUCCCCUUCAACGGAUUUCCAGAUGCAUCACCAACCAAUGCCAUCGUUUAGCUUCGUUCCAUUUGGCAAGGUUCCGUCUACGAGUUCCUAUCCAGGUUUUGGUAGUCCCCAGUUUCUUCCAACCGGAAGACAUUACUUCGCAAGUCCGGAACCCACAAUGCAUCUCGGUUCAGCUGUUUCGCAUCGUCCAGUCUGGCCAAAUUUGAUGGCUCAAGGAUUUUAA
Molecule: messenger RNA, 1059 nt
Organism: Haliotis rubra (blacklip abalone)
Lineage: Eukaryota; Metazoa; Mollusca; Gastropoda; Lepetellida; Haliotidae
Product: zinc finger protein 239-like
Exons: 5
Coding region: 100-1059 (319 amino acids)
Biological process (GO): regulation of transcription by RNA polymerase II
Cellular component (GO): nucleus
Molecular function (GO): DNA-binding transcription factor activity, RNA polymerase II-specific; RNA polymerase II cis-regulatory region sequence-specific DNA binding
Source: RefSeq, a predicted model, not a curated record